AUGUUAGCUUGUCUCUUAUGCGUUGCUAAGGUCAAGAGACUCCCAACAACUGAUGAAUUCCGCCGCAGGAUUCCAGACUUCAAGAGGCCACGUAUUGAUGCCCCAAUCCGUAGAGUUCACAGACACCAUCAUCAUCACCAUACAGCCCAAAAAGCAGAACAGAACUGGGCUUUACCACCUCUUCCACCACCACCAGUACUCCCACCUCUUCCACAAAUCCCUCUUCCACCAGCUCCAGUACUUCCACCACUCCCAGUUCCAAAGCUUCCAACACUUCCACCACUCCCAAUUCCAAAACUCCCAACACUCCCACCACUUCCAUUCCCAGUUCCAGGCCCAGCUCCAGCCCCAAUUCCAAUCCCAGGACCAGUCCCAGUUCCAGGACCAGCUCCAGCUCCAGCUCCAGGAAUUGUUAAUGAUGAUCAAAUGAGAAGAAUGGGAUAG
This is a messenger RNA of Trichomonas vaginalis G3, 444 nucleotides long. RefSeq lists its product as uncharacterized. The record is from RefSeq and is a predicted model, not a curated record. Bases 1 to 444 code for a protein of 147 amino acids. NCBI's taxonomy places the organism in Eukaryota, Parabasalia, Trichomonadida, Trichomonadidae. The transcript has a single exon.